CAGACAAUCAAAAACAGCGCAUGCACUGAAUAACCUUGGCACUGCUACUGCAAAAAUCUACCAACUACUGUACACAGAGAGCAAUGACAAGCUACAGAAACUCUACGAUCCAUACCGAUGGCAAGUUCCCCAAUGAUGACAGUUCCACAGGAUUUCUGGCCUUGCUCAUUACGACAGAUGACUUCUCUGGUGAUUACACGUAUAUUUCAAAUUCUACGGACGAUCUGAAUCUGAUUGAGAUGUGUGAACCCAGCAAUAAGCAGGAGGUGACCAAUGUGGCCAUCCAGGUUGCCCUUUUCUUCAUCAUCUUCUUCCUCGGUGUAACCGGCAACGGACUGGUCAUUGCCACUUUCGGCCAGUACCGCCGCCUGCGUCUGCGCUGCAUGACCGACGUCUUCCUCUUCCACCUAGCACUGUCCGACUUGCUGCUCCUGCUGACCCUGCCGCUACGCACAGGUGAGGCCCUCGCUGGCGGCUGGUUCUUUGGAGAGGGUCUGUGCAAGCUGAACCAUGGCGUGCACGCGAUCAACACAUACAGCGGCCUGCUGCUGCUGGCGUGCAUCAGUGCGGACCGCUACCUAGUGGUGGUCCGCGCGCGGGCGGCACAGAAGCUGCGGCCGGCCAUGCUGUGCUACGGUGGGCUGUGUGCCAUUGCUGUGGCGAUCGCCUCAGUGCUGCUGAGCCUGCCGGAGCUCAUCUUCUCCUCUGUGAAGCAGGAAGCUGGCAACGUGGCGCAACGCUGUAGCAUGAACAUCUGGAUGGAGGCCGACAGUGGCUGGGUGAAGAAGUUGGCAAAUGUGGCUAAGAUUGUGGGCUUCUGUGUGCCCUGCGUGGCCAUGCUGGUGUUUUACGGUGCCAUCGGGCAUGUGCUCCUGCAGGGUAAGGCCAAAUGCUGGCGCAGACAGAGGACACUGCGUCUCAUGUUGGCAUUGGUGCUGCUCUUCCUGCUCUUCCAGCUGCCAUACACCCUGGUGCUGUCUUUCCGAGUGUUUAUAGCUAUGAGUACUUGCGACGAGUGGGGCAGGGCCCACCUGAGCGAGGACGUUACCCGCAGCCUGGCAUACGUGCGUUGCUGUCUCAACCCUGUGCUCUAUGCCUUCGUGGCCGUGCGCUUCCGUAAUGAUGUGCUGAGGUUGCUGCAGGACAGGGGAUGCAUGUGUGCAUAUCUCUCACAUCUGGUGCCACAUCCAGAGUCUGGAGGUAUGACCACACCUCCUCCCACAACUCUCACAGCUGUCUCCUCUGUUCACGGACCCCCUAAAAGCCCACCUGUCACCGCCUCACCCCUCAUGCCACAGGAUAACAGCAAAGAAUCUUGCCUGCCCAAUUUGAUCUUUUCUGUCCCCAAUCCAUACAAAGACACUGCGCUCAUGAGCUGCGGACAGCAAUGA
This is a messenger RNA of Electrophorus electricus (electric eel), 1391 nucleotides long. RefSeq names its product C-C chemokine receptor type 7-like. NCBI's taxonomy places the organism in Eukaryota, Metazoa, Chordata, Actinopteri, Gymnotiformes, Gymnotidae. Gene Ontology annotation, biological process: G protein-coupled receptor signaling pathway; cell chemotaxis; positive regulation of cytosolic calcium ion concentration. Gene Ontology annotation, molecular function: C-C chemokine receptor activity; C-C chemokine binding. The record is from RefSeq and is a predicted model, not a curated record. Gene Ontology annotation, cellular component: external side of plasma membrane; membrane.